AUGGGCAAUUCUAUAGUAGCAUCAUCAUCAUCUACGUCGAUUGACUGUAUAUACUCUCAUUGCAAAUUGGAUAAAUAUGAUGGAAAUGCAUUAGUAUCCACAACCACAGAAAGAAAUGGAGUACACAUUGGACCUCAGUGGAACGCUGAAUCAUUGCGUGGUGCCAAGUGGAAUGGAGAAGUUGGUUCUCUUUAUCAUGGAAAGAUAUAUAGAACAAUACACCUAUCCAAAAAAAUCCAUGAUGGUGUGUCCAUUAAUGAGUUGCUUAGUGAUAAAGAAAGAAUAGAAUACAUCAGAAGUUACCUCACCCCUCUUUCUGCUGCCAUGAGACAAGGUGCGAACAUUAGGGGUUAUUUCAUGUGGAGUCUGAUGGAUAAUUUUGAAUGGGCAUUUGGCUAUACACAAAGAUUUGGGUUGUAUUAUGUUGACUUCAAAACACAAGACAGGAUUCCAAUAUUAUCUGCAAAUUGGUACAAUAAAUUUUUGAACAUUCCUACAAUGCUUCUAAAGCCAGGGAUUGACAUGUAA
Messenger RNA from Asparagus officinalis (garden asparagus), 528 nucleotides. Its product is annotated as putative beta-glucosidase 15. The coding region runs from base 1 to 528 and encodes 175 amino acids. Lineage: Eukaryota; Viridiplantae; Streptophyta; Magnoliopsida; Asparagales; Asparagaceae. Gene Ontology annotation, molecular function: beta-glucosidase activity. The transcript is spliced from 5 exons. Gene Ontology annotation, biological process: carbohydrate metabolic process. The record is from RefSeq and is a predicted model, not a curated record.